This is a messenger RNA of Fonsecaea erecta, 819 nucleotides long. RefSeq lists its product as hypothetical. Gene Ontology annotation, cellular component: cytoplasm. The transcript has 4 exons. Gene Ontology annotation, molecular function: oxidoreductase activity, acting on the CH-OH group of donors, NAD or NADP as acceptor. The record is from RefSeq and is a predicted model, not a curated record. The coding region runs from base 1 to 819 and encodes 272 amino acids. NCBI's taxonomy places the organism in Eukaryota, Fungi, Ascomycota, Eurotiomycetes, Chaetothyriales, Herpotrichiellaceae.
AUGGCCGUAAAGAAGAGUGUCGUGGUAACAGGAGGUGCGUCAGGGAUAGGGUUGGGAAUCACCCGUUCAUUUGCAGAACAUGGUGCCCAUGUUUCGGUCCUGGAUGUGAACUCAGACGGCGCGCAGAUCGUCAAAGGGCUGUCGUCAGAGUAUCCCAACGCCAGUUUCUCGUUCAUGAAAGCCGAUAUCUCCAAAUGGGAUGAGCUGGCUGCAGUGUUCGAGCAGAUCUAUCGGGAGCAAGGCCGGAUCGACGUUGUCAUGGCCAAUGCUGGGAUAUCGAAAGAACCGAGUUUGAUCGUGGACGAGGACACGCCUUCAAAGCCACCUCUGCAUACCUUGGACGUCAAUUUGAUUGGGACAGUAUACACCGUAAAGUUGGCCAUCCACUAUAUCAAGAAGAAUGCUGUCGUGAACGGAGCCACGAUGCCUUCCAAAGGCUCCAUCAUUUGCACAGCGUCGAAUGCCGGGUUAUAUCCGUUUGCAGUCGCACCAAUUUAUGCCGCGUCCAAGUUUGGGGUCGUCGGCUUGGUGAGGUCACUGGCACGUCAGCUCGAGAGGGAGGCGAUUCAGAUCAAUGCUUUGGCACCCGCUGUCCUCGAAACAAACAUCGCUCCCGACAAAGCCUUGUUCAAGACCAUGAUCCUCACACCCAUGUCCACCCUGACGCGAGGAGUUCAACAGCUUGUAUCAGAUCCAUCCUUGACAGGACAGAUUGCUGAGAUCCACGGGGAAAAUGUCUCACUGAGAGAGCCGACCCCAUAUAUUGAUGAGGAUACCGGCACGAACAUAGAGACGUUCUGGUCCUUGGGAUAUGCUUGA